Melampsora larici-populina 98AG31 is the source of this 885-nucleotide messenger RNA. RefSeq lists its product as uncharacterized. The coding region runs from base 1 to 885 and encodes 294 amino acids. The record is from RefSeq and is a predicted model, not a curated record. The transcript has a single exon. Lineage: Eukaryota; Fungi; Basidiomycota; Pucciniomycetes; Pucciniales; Melampsoraceae.
AUGAAAUCAUUCGGUCCAUGCAGUGGGCAGCCAGAUGUCCCCUGCUGGUACAACAUCAGAUUCGUGGGAAAACCAGCUUCCAAUGCACUGGAACUCAUUUUGAGAACUUUUCGCCGCGCUAAAAUCGAUGUAAAAAACGUAAUCACACUGGCUACGGGAUGGGCUAAGGGAGACUGGAUGUUUUAUAUUCCACGCCGUGCAUCCAUUUGUGGACUUGCGGGUUCAGAUCUCCGGUAUUCUAAGGGAUACUUUCUAGGUGCCGGCCGAAUCCCUAAAAUAGAAUUUAUCGUAAUUCCCGUUAUAUACUCUACGGAGACAGAUAACGAGGCCGACUCCGUACUGGUACCUAUUGUCUUGAUGGGAAUUCCAUUUUACGACUCGGACCUCAAUCUUGAUCAGUACCUUUACGAGGCCAUCACGGCUCGGAACAAGAACCUUAGAAUCCGACAAGUAUUGGUGAAAGAGAGAUAUAUGAUCCGUGGGGUUCGGACUAACGACUUGAGAUGUCAUGUCGCCAUCGACCCGAGUUGUGUCCACGAGUGGGAUUUCGAAAAUCCGAUGAAAUUAGUCUUACAGGGUUGGGAUAAUGAUGGCGUACCUCGACCGGAAAUUUGGCCAGUGACGAUGCGGCAUAUUGACGAGUGUUCAUGUUGUGGCAGCUUUUUUCACCUUGCAGAAGAUGGGAUCACCGAAGUCGAAUGUAUUACCCGCAUCCACCGCAGGAUGUUGAUAGAGAGACGAGAAGAAGUGGCUGCUGAGAAGGCAAAAUCACGUUUAAAGCCACUGCAAGAUCGUCCUUCCUCUGUUUCUCUACAUCCACCCUUGCCUACGGUUUCUUCAACAAGUGAUAAAAAGACAAACAUUGGAUUUAUUGUUACAUCUUGA